AUGCAUCCUCAUCAAUUAACGGCGACUAAUCGUAUAUAUUUAUAUUGCGGUCUUUUAUCAUUAGGUGGUUUUCUGUUUGGAUAUAACUUCAAUGUGGUAGCCAUCGUGGUGGGUAUGCCUCUCUUCCAAGAGGAUAUAGGAGAAGUAUCUCAGAUAAGGAUAUACUCAGGUGCUAUGGCCUUGGGUGCUGCUGCUGGUGCUGUUGUUGGUGGAAUAUUGGCCGAUCGCAUGGGACGCAAACAAUCUAUGAUUGUGAGUGGCAUCGUCUUUUUAGUGGGUAGUUUUUUCCAAACUGGUGGCAACAAUCAAGCUCUUAUCUUAGUUGGUCGUGUCAUCACUGGUCUUUCUGUGGGGGUAUUCACCAUGCUGGUACCAUUAUAUAUAAGUGAAAUCGCACCAAAGAACUUACGUGGAAGAUUGAUUACUAUCCAUCAGUUUGCCAUUACUGUUGGUAUUCUCUGCGCAUCUUGGAUUUGUUAUGGAACUAUAAAGAUACCCAAUGACACAUCAUGGAGAUUACCCAUCGGUAUUCAGAUGAUUCCUUGUCUUGUAAUGGUGAUCCUAGUAUGUUUUAUUCCAGAAAGUCCUCGGUACUUAAUGUAUCGACAUCAUGAUGUUGCGGCAUUAAAUGUCUUAGCAAAGAUACAUGGUGAUGGAUCUGCAAGUCAUCCUGAAGUUUAUAUGGAAUAUAUAUCUAUCAAGCAGACAAUUGCUUAUGAACGUACAUUUACAGACUUCAGACGUUAUAGUAGGCUAUUAUCUAAAGCACCUGAGAACAAUGGACGACGUUUAUUAUUAGGGAUCUUGACUCAAAGUUUUCAACAACUUACUGGUAUCAAUCCUAUAUUAGUGUUUGCAACACAUAUUCUACAAUCUAUUGGAUUGUCGGGUGCCUAUUCUUCUUUAUUUGCUAAUGCCAUUGGUGCCACUGUCAAUACUAUAUUCACCAUCCCUGCUAUUUUCUUUAUAGAUCGCAUCGGACGAAGACGGGCCAUGUUAAUAGGGUCAGGGACAUUAUGUAUCUGCCUCAUCAUCAUGUCAGUUCUUUCGAUAAUAACAAGCACCAUUUCUCGGUCUGAUUUCUACGAUAGCACCAGUGAAGGUCCAUUAUUUGAUAAUUCCGCUAUACCAGUUAUGCAACAAGCACGAAAUCAAGCCAUUGCAUUUAUUGCUAUCGAAUAUUUCUUUGUUAUUGUUUUUGCCGUUACAUGGGGUCCUUUAGGUUGGAUUUACAUUUCUGAAUUAUAUGGUCAAGGUGUGAGAGCCAAGGCACUUUCGAUAUCAACUAGUUUUGGUUGGUUACUGAACUUUGCCGUCUUUGAAUUCUCUACACCUAUGUUUGUCAAUAUCAAAGGUCAUUCUUAUAUUGUAUUUGCUUGUUGCUGUGCUGCCAUUACGUUAGUCGUCUAUUUUUACUUUCCAGAGACAAAGGGUAAAUCAUUGGAAGAGAUCGAUCUUAUUUUUGGUAGUGAUAUCGGAUACUAUGAUGUCAAUUCUCAUCAUCCUCAAACAGCUGCAGCCACAUUACUUCAUAUGGAAAAAAUACAAAAGAAAAAUGCCAAUAUGUAUCCUUUCCCUUUGAGUAAGAGUAGCGCAUUUACUCCAUCAGAGGAACCUGUAACAAAUGGACAAAAUGAUAUUCGUCAAUCCGAUAUAGUCAAUGAAAAUUUCUCUCGUGUCCCACCCAUGGAACAAAGACCAUCCAGUCGUUAUCUUGGAAAACAACCUGCAAUAUUAACUUCAGCAUUAGCAUCACGAUCAUCAUCAUUAUCUUCAUCAACAUAG
Halteromyces radiatus is the source of this 1785-nucleotide messenger RNA. RefSeq lists its product as uncharacterized. The record is from RefSeq and is a predicted model, not a curated record. Gene Ontology annotation, cellular component: membrane. The transcript has 11 exons. NCBI's taxonomy places the organism in Eukaryota, Fungi, Mucoromycota, Mucoromycetes, Mucorales, Cunninghamellaceae. Gene Ontology annotation, biological process: transmembrane transport; carbohydrate transport. Bases 1 to 1785 code for a protein of 594 amino acids. Gene Ontology annotation, molecular function: carbohydrate:proton symporter activity.